Molecule: messenger RNA, 2250 nt
Organism: Entelurus aequoreus (snake pipefish)
Lineage: Eukaryota; Metazoa; Chordata; Actinopteri; Syngnathiformes; Syngnathidae
Product: kelch repeat and BTB domain-containing protein 12-like
Exons: 10
Coding region: 1-1833 (610 amino acids)
Molecular function (GO): protein binding
Source: RefSeq, a predicted model, not a curated record
AUGGAUCCACCACUGGCAGAGCAUUGUGCUCGUCUUCUCAGGCAACUAGAGAAGAUGAGAGCUGCUGAGGAGCUCACUGAUGUAGUUCUGCUAGCUGAUGGGAUUCCUUUUUCUUGCCACAAGGUGGUGUUGUCUGCAUUCAGCCCUUACUUUCAGGCCAUGUUUACAUGUGGUUUGAAAGAAACGAGGGGGGGUGAGGUACCCCUGAGAGACACCCCUGCUCACAGCCUGGGACUUCUCCUUGGUUACAUGUACCGUGCAGAGCUUCCCCUGUCCAACGACAACAUCCAGGCAGUGUCUGCUGCUGCCUUCCUGCUCCAUAUAGAUGGAGCCUUCAGGUUGUGUCAAAACCACAUGGAGGCCAGUAUGGACGUUUCCAACUGUGUUGGUUUGUACCACUGGGCCAGAGACCUGGGGGCCACUGGUUUAGCUGACUGUGCUUUUCGAUACCUCUGCCAACACUUUGCACAGGUUUGUGAGGAGGAAGAAAUCCUCGAGCUGGAUGCUGACAGACUGGCGGAUCUGCUAGCUUCAGACGACCUCAACAUUUCCCAGGAGGAGGUGGUGCUGGAACUAGUGUUGCGUUGGGUGGAGAGGCGGUUUGGGAACUUGCGGAGUGAAGCUCAGGCUGUGGAGUUACUCAGGCAUGUCCGCCUGGAGCUUGUGGACCCUGUGGUGCUACGGAGAGCCAGGAGAAGAAACCCGGUUUUGCUGCAGGACUUUGAGUGCGUUGCAAUGAUCGAUGCUGCCCUCCAGACUUCAGGUCUCUGUGAGGCUCCAACUCCACCUCGACCAGCCCUCCGUUAUGGGAUGGAGACCACCGACAUCCUGCUCUGCCUGGGAGGAGUGGACAAAGAUGGAGUGCCUGCACGACGUGGCGGCCUCGCCGAUCUCAGCUUUUGCUUUGCCCCCAAUGGCAGAAGAACUUACUACAUACCUUCUCCCCUUAAAGGCUGUGGAGGCUUUGGUCAGAUCACAGCAGGGGUUGUGACACGUGACAACAGCAUAGUUGUUGCAGUGGAGGCGCAGGGCCAAAACAGGGUGAAGAGAAUGGAUAUCUUUAGAUAUGAUCCUGCAGAGGAGUCCUGCUGGGUGCAGCUUUGCUCACCAGCACACAGAGACAUGUUUGCUAUAGGGAUGCUGGGCGACGCCCUCUACAUGAUAGGUGGCCAGAUGAAAGUGCACCAUCAUUACAUCAUCACAGACAGUGUGAUGAGGUGGUCACUGAAGAGAGGAGGCAGUUGGCUGUCUUUCGCCCCGCUGCCUCUUCCUCUAGCCUGCCACUGCACUGUCAGCCUGAAGGAGCAUCUUUAUGUGCUGGGAGGCUGGACACCACAGAACCUACCAGAUGAAGAGCCAGAUAAGCUGAGUAACCGAGUGUUUCAGUUCGAUCCCGGUAAGGACAGAUGGACAGAGUGCGCCAGGAUGAAGUACUCGAGGUAUCGCUGUGGCACCGCUGUUCUCAAUGGAGAAAUCUACAUUUUAGGUGGCAUAGGCUGCGAUGGAGAAGAUCGAGGACAAUCACGUAGCUGUCUGAGCUCUGUAGAACUCUACAACCCAGUAACAGACACUUGGAGGCCAGGACCGACUCUGCCUACAUCUCUGCUCUCCCUUAGAAACUACACCUCCAAUGUAGGAGCAGUUGAUGGCAAACUGUACCUCUGUGGAUACUACAAGGGGGCUAGCCGCCAUGAGAUCAUCACCAAGGAGAUUUUGGAACUGGACCCUACAGAGAAUGCAUGGGCAGUGGUAGAAAGACGUGCAGCAAUGCAAGACAGCUAUGAUGUCUGUCUGGUGGCUAACCUCAAUCCUCGUGAUCUCCUUACAUCAUAAUUCAUCCUUUUAUGGCUGGAUAGUGUGUACCACGGGGCACUGAGAUACAUCACCAACUGCGCUCCCCUUACUCACCAUUGUGUGUUAUACUCAAUGGUUAACUGGACGGCUUUAUGUGCUCGACGCCUCAAUCAUUGGUAUGUGUUCAUCUACAAAACCAUUCUGGGUAUCACUCCAUCGUAUCUGUCUUGUCUUUUAACAAAGAAACAAGGAAGUCACAAUCUUCGUUCAAUAAAUGUUCUGCAAUUUGUCGUCCCCAAAGUAAGAACUGAACUGGGCAAGAAAGCAUUUAGGUUUUCAGCACCGAAGGCUUGGAAUAACCUACAAUCUUCAACUUCAAACCCUUGUUACGUUGAAUGAGUUUAAAGCUUUUGUGAAAGGACUGCAGUCUCGUGGCGAAGUUGGUAGAGUGGCCGU